Messenger RNA from Plasmodium coatneyi, 1692 nucleotides. RefSeq lists its product as uncharacterized. Bases 1 to 1692 code for a protein of 563 amino acids. The record is from RefSeq and is a predicted model, not a curated record. Gene Ontology annotation, biological process: transmembrane transport. Gene Ontology annotation, molecular function: transmembrane transporter activity. Lineage: Eukaryota; Apicomplexa; Aconoidasida; Haemosporida; Plasmodiidae. The transcript is spliced from 3 exons.
AUGAAAGCGAAAACGGACGAUGGAAACCUAUUCUAUAAUAAUGAAGAGUACGAAAAAAUUAAGAAAAAAACCCUGUUCAAAAUUCUCCUUUCCGUGUUUAUCAAGACGUUAUUUGAAUCCUUCCUACAGCCGCUGCUCCCAUUUUAUAUAUUAAACUAUUACGACAUACAAGUGAAGGAAUUGGGAAUUUUACUAAGUUUCUAUUCGCUCGCCCAAUGUGUAAUGUGCCUAGUUAUAGGAUUCUUUUCUUCCAUCAACAAGAAGCAUUUACUUGUAUUUCUAAUUCUGCUAAACCUGAUUGGUAUGUACCUAUUUUACGUAAAGUUGAAUUUCCCUCUAUUAAUUAUUAACAGAAUUAUAUGUGGCAGUAGCUCAGUGUUCAUCGUUGUAGUUAAUGCCAUGAUCAAUGACCUGGUUGACUCAGAUGUGUGCAUUUAUUACACCUACAUAAAUAUAUUUAAUGCAAUUGGAAUUAUUCUGGGUCCACUAUUAUCUUCCCUCUUUUUAACCAUAUUUAAUUUUGAAAUAAUAUUACAUUUUAACACACUUGGAUUAAUUGCCUCUCUGCUAAUUGUGUUGACCAUUUCGAGUGAGCUACUAGCACAAAAUCAGGACAACAUAAAAAAAGCCAUCAUCGAAGACGCUAAUUUGAUCACCCUCAAUGUUGACACCCAUGGGCAGAAAAAAAAAAAUGAACAAAAAAAUCUACCACACAACGGAGGGGAAAAUUCCGCAUAUUUGAAUGAUCUAGCAGAGUCGGAAUUUAAAAAUCAUCGUGCACACAGUGGGAGCUACAAACAUGAUGUGUCCAGCUACAGAAGGGGAACCAAUUCUGCGAAUGGAAAUUUGAUAAGUGCAAAUUUGAGAGGUGAAAUUUCUGCAGGUGAAUAUUCUGUAAAUAGCUACCUGCUGAAUAAUAAAAAAAAAAAAACUGACGAAAAUUACAGGAAGAAAUUUUUCAGUCAAGACAAUGAUGAAUUUUCCGAUCUAUCAUAUCAGCAAUUUCUGAAAAGACGGGACUACUUUUACAUCACCAGGGUCAGUCUCUACCUGAAGGAAAAGAUGCGUGCACUUUCUCACACGACUCUUUCGUACAAGUUGAAGUGCCUCCUUUCGAUUUGCAUGUUCAGAUUUACCUCAGCCUUCUCCUCCAAUUUGAUGAGCAACAUUUUUUUUGUAUUCUACAACGACAACGUUUCCUCCGACAACAAGCAGAUACAGAUCAGCGUCUUUGUCUCCCUGAGCGGAAUUAUCAUGAUCUUCUACCAAUACUUUUCCUUCUCAUAUAUUUUGAAAACGUUUGGAUACAAUGGCACGGCAAUUAUAGGAUUGCUCAUACAGAGCACAGGAAUCCUCCUCACGUACCACAGCAUAAAAUAUUACAACAUAAUUUUUCAAUACAUCAGCAUUUGCUUCAUCCAUUCCUGCUCCUAUGCCUACAUAGAGCCAAUCAUACCAACCAUUAUAUCUUUAUUUUUUUCCAAAAAGGAUCAACUGUUUUCCCAAAGCAUUGUUUCCUUCUUCAGAUAUUUAUCCCUCACCAUUUCGCCUAUCAUUUAUAGCUACUACUACAUUGAAAGUCAGCUUUCCCCUUUUUUCAUUUCUUCCUGCGUGUCUAUUAUAUCCAUUUUUUUUGUGCAUCUCUCCUUUAAGUACCACAAGAGGAUGAACACUUCCCUUGUGUCUAAUUAG